Boleophthalmus pectinirostris (great blue-spotted mudskipper) is the source of this 2181-nucleotide messenger RNA. Its product is annotated as transforming growth factor beta-1 proprotein-like. The record is from RefSeq and is a predicted model, not a curated record. Bases 1244 to 1876 code for a protein of 210 amino acids. NCBI's taxonomy places the organism in Eukaryota, Metazoa, Chordata, Actinopteri, Gobiiformes, Gobiidae. Gene Ontology annotation, biological process: transforming growth factor beta receptor signaling pathway; regulation of cell population proliferation; BMP signaling pathway. Gene Ontology annotation, cellular component: extracellular region. The transcript is spliced from 2 exons. Gene Ontology annotation, molecular function: type II transforming growth factor beta receptor binding; type III transforming growth factor beta receptor binding; cytokine activity.
GAAGAGAGCGAGGCAGAGCAAGAGAGUGUAAAGGAAAAGUUAUCUAAGCCUACAGCGCCCACAAAUCACUUUGUCACCAGCAAGCUCUGACAAGCUCCAGGAGAGAGGCAGCGAGGGAGUUAAAUACAGAGGAGCAGAGAGAGGAGCUCCACAUGAGGAAGAAGCUGCAGAGGAGAAUACAGCACCUCAGAGACAUCCAUGGACAGAGGGCACUGACACAAAGCUGACCCGGACAAGUGUGAGCUAACUGAGACUGCUACUGCUGGGGUUACUGCGCCUGAUCACUGGAAGUCCUCAAGAUAAGUUGUGCCAAAUUUAAUGCCGAAUUUCAGAGAACUGUAGAAUUAAACGUGUUCAUAUAGUGCAAACAAAAACAGUGAGACUUGAAUGAGAGUCCUUUUGUACAAAUACAGCUGCACACAGAUCACAUGCUGUUAUGCUAAAAAGAGGUAGUCACAGCCAGGGGCAUUGUGUAUGUCAGAUGUUUCCUGACACUUGUCUUAAUAACAGGCGUAGUGUGACGGCUGUGGAAACUGAUAUGAUUAAAUUCUCUCAAGUGGAAAUUUGAUCGCCUCUAAUUUAACUCAAGUCCCCUGAGAAGUUUAUCUGACCUUUAAAUUCAAGAGGUCAUUUGAUAAAACUUCAAAUAGAAACUAAAAGCUAUGAUAAACACAUGUACACGAUAAAAAAAAAAAAAAUCAUAUCUUGGACUAAAUUUGUGAUAAUGUGGUUGAGCCAUGUCUGACUUUAUUCUGCUGGGUUAAUACUGUGUGGAACCAGCCUAAAAACAACUAUAAGAUUCACGUUCAAGAUGAUAGAAUUGAGCUCUCAUUGCACAAUAUGACAUUCAGCCAGGCUUUGUAGUAGCAUUUGACAGCUCCACUCUGGGCAUGGUUCACUGUCUGGGACGUCACUGUGUUACCUGCGAGGUUGAGUCACAAACUGCCUCAUCAGUUGAAGCCUGUCUGCCAACUCAUAGGAUUUCUCCCACCUGCUCCCAUGCAAUGAAGACAGAGGAAGUAUUUUUACAGCGGACUGCACUGCCACAAUUUGCCAACCUGGGUCACUGAACUUUUUGGGACUCUCCACACUGCUUUGACUAUUCUGCUAUAUGUAAACACCUUGCGUCAGUAACACCUCCUUCUUGGUGAUUCACUGUUCCCUAAGCAUCCUAAGUUGAAGAAGGCAGUAGCUGAGAAAGAAUUAAAAAGUCAAUUGGUGCAUUUGUUUUCUGGACGCCACCAUGAAGGUCCUCUUUAUGAUCAUUAUGGCAGUGUACUUUGUAGGAAAAGUCAAUUCUAUGUCAACAUGUAAGACUUUAGAUCAGGAGAUGGUGAAGAAAAAGCGCAUAGAGGCGAUUAGAAGCCAGAUUCUCAGUAAACUGCGCCUGCCCAAAGAACCGGAGCCGGAGCAGGAUGGAGACCAGGAUGAGAUCCCGAGCACACUACUGUCCCUCUACAACAGCACUAAGGACCUGCUAAAGGAACAGCAACCACAGGCCCCCACUGACAUCUUCAUUGAGCAGGAGGAGGAGGAGUACUUCGCCAAGGUGCUUCACAAGUUCAACAUGACUAGCAACAAUGAGACAACAAAGAACUCCAAUCGUGUCUCCAUGUACUUCAACAUGACGGACAUACGGAACAGUGUGGGAGACUAUCGGCUGCUCACCACGGCCGAGCUGCGCAUGUUCAUCAAAAACACGAAUAUCCCCAAUGAGCAGCGCGUUGAGCUCUACCAGGGAGUAGAUUCCCAUGCACGCUACCUAGCAUCACGAUUCAUGAUAAAUGACAUGAGAGACAAGUGGUUGUCCUUUGAUGUCACAGAGACACUGCAGAGCUGGUUAAAUGACAAAAGUAAGAAUUUAAAUCUAAUUUAAUGGUAUGGUCUAACAUUAUGAUUAGCAUGCAAUUUGGACAUAAUGAUUAUCAAACCCAUGUCCAACAGUGAAAUCCUUAAAUUAACACUGUAACUACCUGGAGGGGGCACGUGACAUGCAUGAUUGGAUGGAAAUAUAAAGUUAAUACCAUAUUUUGGAACAUUCUCCAAAGAGAUAGAAAUGUUUUCAUGCCAUUUUAAAUACAGCCAAAGGAAGAACAUUUCCAUGGACAUAAAGAGUUUGAGGCCCUCCUCCAGGCCAAGUGAGAGUCUGGUCAAACUUUUUCUGUACUAUAAUGCUUUAAU